Molecule: messenger RNA, 1215 nt
Organism: Prunus armeniaca (apricot)
Lineage: Eukaryota; Viridiplantae; Streptophyta; Magnoliopsida; Rosales; Rosaceae
Source: the annotation of a GenBank genome assembly
AUGUAUUAUGUAACGGCCCUCAAUACGGCCGACGAGUUUUCUAGGAUCUCCCUCGUUCACGUGCCGCGCGCCGAAAACCAUGAGUCCAACGAGAUGGCCCAGGUAGCGUCAGGUAUGAACAUUCCGAACAGCGACCACGACCGCGUGUUAAGAAUCGAGAAGCAUACCCUGCCGACUUUGGCCGAACGAGGAAUGACGACGCAAGUAUCAUCGGCCGAAAUUACCGACGAGGUCGAAAUGGCCGAAGCCGACUGGCGCUACCCCAUAGUAAAGUAUCUACGCGAUCCCUCCGGCAACCAUGAAAGGACUACUCAUUUCCGAGCUCGGUGUUAUUUGAUUUAUCAGAACGAGCUGUAUCGAAAAGGGUCAGAUGGCUUAUUGCUCCUAUGCCCUAGCGCCGAAGAUAUUAAGGUUAUCAUGACCGAAUCCCACAAAGGGAUUUGCGGCGCUCACCAAUCUGGGGUCAAGAUGAGAUGGUUGGUCCAGAGGCACGGCUAUUAUUGGCCGACCGUUUUAAAGAACUGCGUAGAAUAUGCGAAAGGGUGUAUCAAGUGUCAAAUCUACGGCCCCAUACAAAGGGUACCAGCUGACGCCCUCCACCCGGUUACUAAACCAUGGCCGUUCAGAGGAUGGGCCAUGGAUAUCAUCGGCAAAAUCUACCCAACCGCGUCCAACCAGCACGCCUGGAUUUUGGUGGCAACUGACUAUUUCACUAAAUGGGUCGAGGCGGAGUCCUACCAGUCCAUUUCUAGCACACAGGUGGUCAGAUUCUUCGAAAAUCACAUCGUCCACAGAUUCGGUAUACCUGAAACCAUCACGGCCGAUAACGGCCCAGUCCAAAGGGCGUGGCACGACUUACUCCCUGAGGCCCUUUGGGCUUACCGAGUCUCAAAACGAUCGGCUACUGGCACAUCUCCUUAUGCCUUAACCUACGGCCAUGACGUCAUCGUUCCGAUGGAGCUAAAGGUUCGAUCUCUCCGUGUGACCGAACAACCUGGGCAGGAAGAAAAGGACUAUGCGCAAGCCAUGGUUCAGGAGUUAGAAGAUUUGGAGCAAUCCAGACUCGAUGCUUAUAACCUAAUGCAAGCACAAAAGCAGAUCGCGGCUAGGCCCUACAACAGGAAGGUGAAGCAAAAGACCUUCGCCGAAGGCGACUUGGUAUGGCAUGUCGUGCUUCCUAUCGGGACUAAGGAGAAUGACGCAACUUGCCAAUAA